AAACCAAACAAAAUUUCCAAACAAAACACAAAAUGGUUCGCAAAAAAAAAGGUUUCGGCAGAGCAACUAAAGAUACCGAAUCAGGUCGAGAACGCACAAAACGUCUAAAACACCAAAAGGAAGUGCGACAACGCUUUUACGAGAACGAAACUCCCGAACAUCGCGAAGAACGUCUCAGGAAGGCAAAGGAACGUCGCCAAAGACGCCUUGCUGAACUCGCGAAAGAGACUGCCGACAAAUUUGUCGAAGAUAUUUCGCGAAUUGUGCCGAAACAGAAGAAAAAGAAGCCAAAUGAGGACUUUGGGGACCAUCCAGCGAUCUCUUUUGACAAAUUUUUGGGCGUAAAAGCGGAAAAAAUCGACAAAAAAUUAAUUACAAAAGAAAUUUUUUCUGAACCGGAAGAAAAUUUGGAUGAAAUUGUGGAGUCUGAGAGUGAAGAAGAUGAAGAUUCGCCCUCAGAAAGUUAUAAAUUGAACAUUUUCAAAGUUCGAUUGUUCGAUUUGCAACGAAAAAUUGAUCUGGCAGAGGAUUUAUUGAACCACGAAAGACUGAAAUCGAAGAAAUUGUGUCAGGAAAUGACGGAUUUGCGGAAAAAAGCUCUCAAAUUGGAGGAAAUGUACGGAAUUCCGAUACUUUAG
Culicoides brevitarsis is the source of this 638-nucleotide messenger RNA. RefSeq lists its product as uncharacterized. The coding region runs from base 33 to 638 and encodes 201 amino acids. The record is from RefSeq and is a predicted model, not a curated record. Lineage: Eukaryota; Metazoa; Arthropoda; Insecta; Diptera; Ceratopogonidae. The transcript has a single exon.